UAAAGUCGCCAGUCCUCGUCUAUCUUCUUACAUGAGUUUCGCCAGUGGUCCCCAGCCCUGCAAGAAAAGACCACAGGAUGGAUAAAGGAUGGGUUAAAGAAGAGGGGGCAUGAAGGACUGGGUGGGGUAAAGGAAGGUCGAUAAUGAAGGAUGGAGGGGGUAAAAAAGAAGGGGCCACCCUGCAAGAAAGGAUCAGAGGGAGGAUAAGGUGAAGAAGGGGGAAUGAAGAGGGGGCAUGAAGGAUGGGUGAGGUAAGGAAGGUAAAUAAUGAAGGAUGGAUGAGGUCAAAAAAGAAGGGGCUACCAGGCAAGAAAGGACUAAAGGAUGGAUGAGGUGAAAAAGAGGGGGGAAUGAAGGACGGGGUAAAGAAGAGGGGGCAUGAAGGAUGGGUGGAGGAUGGAUGACGUAAAAGGAAGGGGGGCUUGCGACUACCCAGACGGAUGGGGUACAAGGAUGUGUCAAUCAAUCAAGUGGGGUAUGCUAUAUGCAGCAAAAAGGAAAAGACAGUGGAGGGUAGGAAAAAAACAAAACAAACAAAAAGGCAUGUGGUGUCAUUAUGUCAGUUCGUUCUGCCAUGGUCGUCAUGAAUGGCUUGAUGGAAAGGGAGGGGCAUAUAUGGUGAGUGUGGAGGGAGAUAAAGACAGACCCCAAUCGAUUCUGCAGACUGGAAUCGAGAGUAGUUCUAGAAGACGCGGGUUACCUCCGAUAACAAGGAGAAGCCUCCACGAUAUAAAGGUGAGGACUCCAUUGUCUUCCUCUUUCCACCGAGAGAAAGGUCUCCUCCCAUUUCUGUCGCCGCCACCAGGUUAGUGAGGGAGGAAGAGGGGGCAUUUGUGACAUGCUACCGGUUUGGUGGCGGAAGGCCUGUUUAUGAAUAUGGUAAUUAUUACAGGUUUGUAGCCCUUGCCAACUGCCUCACACGUAUGGAAGUGGAUGAUCAUCAAUUCCGUCGUCGACUCUUUGCCGGAAAACGGAGCAUGUUUCAUAGUGUGCUGCUGGACAGUCGUUACAGACAGAGCUUUGAAAACACAAACAGGAGCGUUUGGUCAAGAACAGUGCAGUGUUCACUUCCUGAGCCAGAAAGAAACCAGUGGACGAGACCGGGUAGGCGUUAUGGCAAAAAGAAUAGGGAAAAUGACAGCCCAGAGCUGUGGGAAGUUGGAACGCGCGAUGGGUGCCCUCUGUAUCGACGGGAGGAACCAAGAGGGGUGGGUAGGGGUUAGUAAGAGAAGGGGGGCUAUCUACGUUUCUGACCUUCGUGUCUGAUGUCUGAUCUCCGUGUCUGACGUCUGAUCUCCGUGUCUGACAUCUUUUAGAACUUAGCGUGCAAACCGAUCUGUAAAUGACGAGCAAAUCUAUAACAGCAGUCUCCUGUUCAAGUCAUUUGGACAAGCAGGUCAACACCACGUUAAGGGCAACGAUCCCCGUGGCACGGGACAUGGACAAGGCUAGGCUGGGCUUAGCAUGGGUCUCCACCCUCAUGCUAUGCCGAAUCUAUGUUGAAAGUAUGCCGAAGCUAUGCCAAAUCUAUGCCGAAGCUAUGUUGAAACUAUGCCGAAGCUAUGUCGAAAGACUCAAAACUAUGCCGAAGCUAUGCCAAANCAAAACUAUGCCGAAGCUAUGCCAAAUCUAUGCCGAAGCUAUGUUGAAACUAUGCCGAAGCUAUGUCGAAAGACUCAAAACUAUGCCGAAGCUAUUUCCAAACUAUUAAGCUAUGCCGAAGCUAUGUCGAAACUAUGCGAAAGCUAUUUCGAAACUACGCUGAAGCUGUGCCGAAGCUAUGUCGAAGUUAUGCUGAAGCUGUGCCGAAGCUAUGUGGGAGUGGUUAGCGUGGGUCACCCACUCACCCUCUAGCUAUGGCAAAGCGUCGUGCAGGUGGGGUGGUGCCAUUUGAAUUUGUUGUUGUGAUUUCUCUUGGAAACGAUUGUUGUCACAGCGUCAUGUAUAUCCAAUAGUCCUCAUGCAUCCACUCUCACUGCACUCCUCCUCUUGAGUGAAAGCACAGGAAUUUGGAAGCUCAGCCAAAGGGAGUGAAUAUGCCUGCCUCGGGCGGAAGUCACAGGACGACUUUCGUGCAUGUAUCUGAUGGCAAUUUCCAAUUGAUCCUGUCUGUAUCUGGCCGUAAUUAUGUCCGUAGAGAAGUUGAAAAAGAGUUUUCCCGCGAGUAUGCCUUCUCAGUAUGCGACUUUUUCCAUUUGCCUCCAUUGGGGAAAUCAUAGUUGCUGUGUAGAAGAAGGGUGUAGAAAGUUGGAGAACACAUCUGAGUCUGUACGCGAGCUCUUUCUUGUCCAUCAAGGGAAAAAAAAACUCGUUAGCUUGUGGUGGGAAGAACCAUAACGUUUGAGUUUGAUGUACCUGCCUGUAGUUGUCGGUAGGUACAGGAGGAGACUGCUGUGAUCGUCAUUGUGUUCGCAUUGAAGAAAUGCGGCAAAGUCCUGGAAUCAUUGUUGCACUGGGGACACUGAAAAGGAAGAAGGUUGUUUGAGGAUGGAAUCGUGGAACCCAACCCUUGCUUGUUAGUUUGAUGCCAGAGAAUUUC
This is a messenger RNA of Chara braunii, 2539 nucleotides long. Lineage: Eukaryota; Viridiplantae; Streptophyta; Charophyceae; Charales; Characeae. The record is from the annotation of a GenBank genome assembly.